AUGGCGCCUACGGGGACGUUUGUUCACAAGCAAGCGGUUACACGGGACUAUGUGUUGCACCCCAGGAUAAGCUAUAGGACUGUUUCUGGUGUCAAUGGUCCGUUGGUUAUCUUGGAUGACGUCAAAUUUCCUAAAUACGCUGAGAUUGUCCGCCUUACCUUAGCGGAUGGUAGUGUGAGGAGUGGCCAGGUCCUGGAAGUCAGUGGAAAGAAAGCCGUUGUUCAGGUUUUUGAGGGUACAAGUGGUAUAGAUGCCAAAAAUACGACUUGUGAGUUCACGGGAGAUGUUUUGAGAACCGCUGUGUCAGAAGAUAUGCUUGGCCGUAUUUUCAAUGGGUCUGGGAAGCCUAAGGAUGGAGGACCUUCCAUUUUGGCUGAAGACUACUUGGAUAUUGAGGGCCAACCAAUAAAUCCUUACUCUCGUAUCUACCCAAGGGAAAUGAUCCAAACCGGUAUUUCGAGCAUUGAUGUGAUGAAUUCAAUUGCUCGAGGACAAAAAAUCCCAAUUUUCUCUGCUUCGGGUCUCCCCCACAACGAGAUCGCCGCUCAAAUCUGUCGUCAGGCCGGCCUUGUGAAGAAGCGUGGAAAUAAUGGCGCAGAGGAUGGAAACGACAACUUUGCUAUUGUUUUUGCUGCCAUGGGUGUUAACAUGGAGACUGCCCGAUUUUUUAUGCAAGACUUCAAGGAACAUGGCUCCAUGGAAAAUGUCUGUCUCUUCCUUAAUCUGGCCAACGAUCCGACUAUCGAGAGAAUUAUCACGCCUCGUAUUGCCCUUACAACUGCGGAGUAUUUAGCCUAUCAGUGUGAAAAACAUGUGCUCGUCAUUUUGACUGAUAUGAGCUCUUACGCUGAAGCUCUUCGCGAGGUUUCUGCUGCAAGAGAAGAGGUUCCCGGUCGUCGCGGUUUUCCUGGUUACAUGUAUACCGAUUUGGCGUCAAUCUACGAGAGAGCGGCGGAUCCAUCACUCAAAAUUCCCAUUCUCACCAUGCCUAACGACGAUAUUACCCAUCCCAUUCCUGAUUUGACCGGUUAUAUCACUGAGGGUCAGAUAUAUGUUGACCGUCAACUGCACAAUCGACAGAUUUAUCCACCGAUCAAUGUCCUUCCGUCCCUUUCUCGUCUCAUGAAAUCGGCCAUCGGUGCAGAGAUGACGCGAGAGGAUCAUUCGGACGUAUCAAAUCAGCUGUACGCCUGCUACGCUAUUGGUAAAGAUGUUCAAGCCAUGAAGGCGGUCGUCGGUGAGGAGGCACUGAGCGCAGAAGACCUACUUUAUCUCGAAUUUUUGAGCAAGUUUGAGAAGCUCUUCAUCUCUCAGGGUGCCUAUGAGAAUCGUAGCAUCUUCGACUCCUUGGACAUUGGAUGGGAUCUUUUGCGUAUCUUCCCCAAGGAGCUACUCAAACGCAUUCCUGAGACAACGCUGAACAAAUACUACCCUCGUCGAAUGGGGAGGCAGAACUGA
Echinococcus granulosus is the source of this 1458-nucleotide messenger RNA. RefSeq names its product V-type proton ATPase subunit B. Gene Ontology annotation, cellular component: proton-transporting V-type ATPase, V1 domain. Lineage: Eukaryota; Metazoa; Platyhelminthes; Cestoda; Cyclophyllidea; Taeniidae. The transcript is spliced from 5 exons. Gene Ontology annotation, biological process: ATP metabolic process; proton transmembrane transport. The record is from RefSeq and is a predicted model, not a curated record. Gene Ontology annotation, molecular function: ATP binding; proton-transporting ATPase activity, rotational mechanism. Bases 1 to 1458 code for a protein of 485 amino acids.